UGGCUCCUCUCUCAAGCUCUCCAUCGCACCACCAUCUUGACCAGGCAGGAGGACCACGGACAGAGACCUUGCUGCAAACGGUGGUCCAUUAUUUGGGAUUUGGGGCCUCUGAUGUGAGGUGCUUGGACCUGGUUCCGUAGAGAGAAUGCCACUGAUUCGUCCAUCCUCACCCCCAGAAGGCAGCCACAGAUCUAGGUUUGGAGUUUCUUCCAACAAAAUCCGGUGCCCCGCUCAAGGCUCAAGGAGGUUGAGGCACCGGCGACGUCCUCAUAGGAGCUGCUCAACUGAGCCUGAACCCAACGAUGAUAACUAGCGUUUUGAGAAGGAGAAGGAUCGUCUGAACAAUGGAUGUAAUGAAGCUAUCGCUGCUCAAACCAUGGGAAAGGAGAAAAUAUCAACGCCAACAUGCAUGUUUGCCCACACUUGAUUGUACUUGCCUCAAGAGGAUUCUCUUGUUCCAAUCUCAAACAUUGGUGCAAUCUCAAACAUAGUGAUGCCUUGAAGCAAGAUGAUAUCUGGUCUACAUCUAUUUUCCAGAUUACUCAAGCUAUUGCUUUUAUCCUCCAACUUAGACUUAAAGUUAAUUCAGUUGGAAGAAGAAAAUGGCCAGGGACAAACAGUAUAAAGCCAAGCGGACAAGCACCUAACUGUUUCUGGAUGGCCACACCUGAUUGGUUCCUCUCCAUCAGCACCGCCCCUUUUAGAGUUUGUGUUGGGCAACCUUGGACUAAAGAUGGUUUGGUCGGAAUAAGGAAAACUGAGGUUUCGAGGUUCCGUGCUAAUAAGGAUGGGGGAUCAAUCAGAGGGAAAACUUGAAGACGCUUUAGGUUAUAUCGAGGAUGAUUCAUGUGGUCAAGUGUAUGGUGAGAUUGUGAUGAUGAAUUGAUGACUUCAUGUAUUGAUCUGCUCUCAUGUGUGAGUUCUUUCUUUUCACAUAGUGAUUGCUAUUAGAUUACAAGUUCACGUGGCAUUUGAGUUCA
Molecule: messenger RNA, 980 nt
Organism: Lolium perenne
Lineage: Eukaryota; Viridiplantae; Streptophyta; Magnoliopsida; Poales; Poaceae
Source: RefSeq, a predicted model, not a curated record